GCGGCCUCCCACUUCCGCUUCCGGUGCGGGCAGCGCGCGGGCGCAGAGGUGGGAGGCGGCGACGAGCCGGUCGAGGAGGCCUCGGGCUCGGCCUCACCACGAUGUGGCACGAGGCUCGGAAGCAUGAGCGGAAGCUUCGAGGCAUGAUGGUGGACUACAAGAAGAGGGCAGAGCGGAGGCGGGAGUACUACGAAAAGAUCAAGAAGGACCCGGCCCAGUUCCUGCAGGUGCACGGCCGAGCUUGCAAGGUGCACCUGGACUCCGCAGUCGCCCUGGCCGCCGAGAGCCCUGUUAACAUGAUGCCCUGGCAGGGGGACACCAACAACAUGAUCGACCGCUUCGACGUCCGCGCCCACCUGGACCACAUCCCUGACUACACCCCGCCGCUGCUCACCACCAUCUCCCCGGAACAGGAGUCGGACGAACGGAAAUGUAACUACGAGCGCUACCGCGGCCUGGUGCAGAACGACUUUGCUGGCAUCUCUGAGGAGCAGUGCCUGUACCAGAUCUACAUCGACGAGCUGUACGGAGGCCUCCAGAGACCCAGCGAGGACGAGAAGAAGAAGCUGGCGGAGAAGAAGGCAUCCAUUGGCUACACGUAUGAGGACAGCACGGUGGCCGAGGUAGAGAAGGCAGCGGAGAAGCCAGAGGAGGAGGAGUCACCGGCCGAGGAGGAGAGCAACUCGGACGAAGAUGAGGUCAUCCCCGACAUCGACGUGGAGGUGGACGUGGACGAACUGAACCAGGAGCAGGUGGCCGACCUCAACAAACAGGCCACGACCUAUGGCAUGGCCGACGGCGACUUCGUCAGGAUGCUCCGGAAAGACAAGGAGGAGGCGGAGGCCAUCAAACACGCCAAGGCCCUGGAGGAGGAGAAGGCCAUGUACUCGGGCCGGCGCUCCCGGCGCCAGCGGAGGGAGUUCCGGGAGAAGCGGCUGAGGGGCCGUAAGAUCAGCCCACCCAGCUACGCCCGCCGAGACAGCCCCACCUACGACCCCUAUAAGCGGUCACCCUCGGAGUCCAGCUCUGAGUCCCGCUCCCGCUCCCGCUCCCCCACCCCGGGCCGCGAGGAGAAGAUCACCUUCAUCACCAGUUUUGGGGGCAGCGACGAGGAGGCCGCCGCAGCUGCGGCUGCAGCAGCCGCAUCAGGGGCCGCCCCAGGGAAGCCCCCCGCACCCCCCCAGCCCGGCGGCCCCGCACCGGGACGCAAUGCCAGCGCCCGCCGCCGCUCCUCCUCUUCCUCCUCCUCCUCCUCCUCCGCCUCGAGGACCUCCAGCUCGCGCUCCAGUUCCCGCUCCAGCUCCCGCUCGCGCCGUGGCGGGGGCUACUACCGCUCUGGCCGCCACGCCCGCUCCCGCUCACGCUCCUGGUCCCGCUCCCGCUCCCGCUCCCGGCGCUAUUCCCGGUCCCGCAGCCGUGGCCGGCGGCACUCCGCUGGGGGCUCCCGGGAUGGACACCGCUACUCCCGCUCGCCCGCCCGGCGGGGGGGGUACGGGCCCCGGCGCAGAAGCAGGAGCCGCUCCCGCUCAGGGGACCGGUACCGGCGGGGCGGCCGUGGCCCCCGGCACCACAGCAGCAGCCGCAGCCGCAGCAGUUGGUCCCUCAGCCCGUCUCGUAGUCGCAGCCUGACUCGGAGCCGCAGCCCCAGCCAGAGCCGCAGCCGCAGCCAGAGCCGCAGCCGCAGCCGCAGCCAGAGUCACUCGCCAUCACCCCCAAGGGAGAAGCCGACCAGGCCGGCGGCGUCCCCUGCUGUGGGCGAGAAGCUGAAAAAGACCGAACCUGCCGCUGGUAAAGAGACAGGAGCUGCCAAACCCAAGCUGACGCCGCAGGAGAAGCUGAAGCUGAGGAUGCAGAAGGCGCUGAACAGGCAGUUCAAGGCGGAUAAGAAAGCAGCGCAGGAGAAGAUGAUACAGCAGGAGCAUGAGCGCCAGGAGCGGGAAGACGAGCUUCGCGCCAUGGCCCGCAAGAUCCGGAUGAAGGAGCGGGAACGCCGAGAGAAGGAGAGGGAAGAAUGGGAGCGCCAGUACAGCAGGCAGAGCCGCUCGCCGUCCCCCCGAUACAGUCGCGAGUACAGCUCUUCCCGAAGGCGCUCAAGGUCCCGAUCCCGGAGCCCCCAUUACCGGCAUUAGACAGAAGCGCGGGCGCCGGGGGCUGAGGGGUGGGGCGAGGGCUCAAGAGUGAGGCUGCUGGUUCUCUCAUGAAAUAAAAUCACGUUAUUUAAUGCCC
Equus caballus (horse) is the source of this 2226-nucleotide messenger RNA. It is a transcript of the gene CLASRP, whose product is annotated as CLK4 associating serine/arginine rich protein. The record is from RefSeq and is a predicted model, not a curated record. Lineage: Eukaryota; Metazoa; Chordata; Mammalia; Perissodactyla; Equidae.